Molecule: messenger RNA, 2169 nt
Organism: Indicator indicator
Lineage: Eukaryota; Metazoa; Chordata; Aves; Piciformes; Indicatoridae
Gene: COP1
Product: COP1 E3 ubiquitin ligase
Exons: 20
Coding region: 1-2169 (722 amino acids)
Biological process (GO): proteasome-mediated ubiquitin-dependent protein catabolic process
Molecular function (GO): protein binding; ubiquitin protein ligase activity
Source: RefSeq, a predicted model, not a curated record
AUGUCGGGCAGCCGCCCGCCGCCGCCGCACCCCACCGCGCUGCCUGCUGCCACUCCGGCCUCCUCCUCCUCCUCUUCUUCUUCCUCUUCCUCCUCCUCUUCUUCGGCGGCCAUGGCGCCGGGCUCGUCCUCGUCUGGCAGCGCGGCGGCGCGGCCUGUGCUGGUGGCGGCCGCUGUGUCGGGCUCGGGAGCGGGGCUGGCCCGGUUGGCGGCGGCGGCGCGGCCCGGUAGCGGCGGCGGCGGCUCCUCCGCGGGGGGCGGCGGUAGCGGAGCGGGCGGCGGCAGCAGCAGCAGCAGCAGCAGCAGGAAGAGGCCGCUGCUCACCCCGCUCUGCAACGGACUCAUCAACUCCUACGAGGAUAAGAGCAACGACUUCGUUUGCCCUAUCUGUUUUGAUAUGAUUGAAGAAGCCUACAUGACGAAAUGUGGACACAGCUUCUGCUCUAAAUGUAUUCACCAGAGCUUGGAGGACAACAACAGGUGUCCCAAAUGCAACUAUGUUGUGGACAACAUAGAUCAUCUUUAUCCCAACUUCUUAGUUAAUGAACUUAUUCUUAAACAGAAGCAAAGAUCUGAGGAGAAAAGACUCAAAUUGGACCAUUCAGUGAGUAGCACCAAUGGCCACAGGUGGCAGAUAAUUCAAGAUUUGUUGGGGACUGACCAAGACAAUCUUGACUUGGCCAAUGUCAAUCUGAUGCUGGAGCUGCUGGUGCAAAAGAAGAAGCAGCUGGAAGCAGAGUCCCAUGCUGCCCAACUGCAGAUCCUUAUGGAAUUUCUCAAAGUUGCCAGGAGAAACAAACGAGAGCAAUUGGAGCAGAUCCAGAAGGAGCUAAGUGUUCUGGAAGAAGAUAUUAAACGAGUAGAGGAGAUGAGUGGCUUGUACUCCCCAGUCAGCGAGGACAGUACGGUGCCACAGUUUGAGGCUCCCUCACCUUCACACAGUAGUAUUAUUGACUCCACGGAGUACAGCCAGCCUCCAGGCUUCAGUGGCAGCUCUCAGGCCAAAAAGCAGCCAUGGUAUAACAGCACACUAGCCUCGCGACGCAAGCGACUCACAGCUCACUUUGAGGACCUGGAGCAGUGCUACUUCUCCACCAGGAUGACACGUGUCUCAGAUGACAGCAGAACCACAAGCCAGCUGGAUGAGUUUCAGGAGUGUCUAUCCAAGUUCACGCGCUACAAUUCUGUCCGACCUCUGGCAACGCUUUCUUACGCUAGUGACCUCUACAAUGGCUCCAGCAUAGUAUCCAGUAUUGAGUUCGACCGAGACUGUGACUACUUUGCCAUCGCCGGGGUGACAAAGAAGAUUAAAGUCUAUGAGUAUGGUACAGUCAUUCAGGAUGCAGUGGAUAUUCACUACCCUGAGAAUGAAAUGACCUGUAAUUCCAAAAUCAGCUGUAUCAGCUGGAGUAGUUACCACAAGAACCUGCUAGCCAGCAGUGACUAUGAAGGCACCGUCAUCCUUUGGGAUGGAUUCACAGGACAAAGGUCCAAGGUCUACCAGGAGCAUGAGAAAAGAUGCUGGAGUGUUGACUUCAACUUGAUGGACCCAAAGCUAUUGGCUUCAGGCUCUGAUGAUGCCAAAGUGAAGCUGUGGUCUACCAACUUGGACAACUCAGUAGCAAGCAUCGAGGCCAAGGCUAAUGUGUGUUGUGUCAAAUUCAGCCCUUCUUCUCGGUAUCACCUAGCUUUUGGCUGUGCAGAUCACUGUGUUCACUACUACGAUCUCCGCAACACUAAGCAGCCCAUCAUGGUGUUCAAAGGGCAUCGCAAGGCAGUCUCCUACGCAAAAUUUGUGAGCGGGGAAGAAAUUGUCUCUGCGUCAACAGACAGCCAACUGAAGCUGUGGAACGUAGGGAAGCCUCACUGCUUGCGCUCCUUCAAGGGUCACAUCAACGAGAAGAAUUUUGUAGGGCUUGCAUCCAACGGAGACUACAUCGCCUGUGGAAGUGAAAACAAUUCCCUUUACCUAUACUAUAAGGGCCUCUCAAAGACACUGCUGACAUUCAAGUUCGAUACGGUCAAAAGUGUCCUGGACAAGGACCGGAAGGAAGAUGACACAAAUGAGUUUGUGAGUGCUGUAUGCUGGAGGGCACUACCAGAUGGGGAGUCCAAUGUGCUGAUUGCUGCUAACAGUCAGGGUACAAUUAAGGUACUGGAGCUGGUAUGA